Molecule: messenger RNA, 1295 nt
Organism: Cuscuta epithymum
Lineage: Eukaryota; Viridiplantae; Streptophyta; Magnoliopsida; Solanales; Convolvulaceae
Source: the annotation of a GenBank genome assembly
GAGGGAGAGGUCCCGGGUUCGAGGGAUGGGCCCUCCUUUUUUCUACGGAUAAUACACGGUCUUACCUUAUUCCGAAUGAAUUACUGUAUCCACUGAUCCACAAGCUAAGAAAGAAGAGACUUUGGCGACAUAGGUGAUAGAAAUUGGGAGGUCUUUCAUCAAUAAUCUCUUGCCGGUAGACAUGGCUGCCGCACUCCAAAUCUCCAGCUCCCUUUUCACUUCAGUCAUCGAUACUACAACUAUCUCACAGCCGGUGAAGCUCUGUAUCAGCUCUCCAUUUAAGACUUUGAGCGUAGCUCGGUUUGGAACUUCCUUUGCAUCUGGUUCCACUCUUUUAUUGAAGACCUCUUAUCGAACUAAACCUGCCAGUAGAAGAGCACUGAUUACAGUAAGAUGCGAGCAGAGUACCAAUGAAAGCAGUGGUUUGGAUAUUUGGCUCGGUCGAUUUGCAAUGAUUGGAUUUGCUGCUGCUGUUGGUGUUGAAAUAUAUACUGGCAAAGGACUACUUGAGAACUUUGGGCUAACAAGUCCCUUGCCAACAGCUGCCCUUGCAGUUACAACAUUGGUGGGCGUUCUUACUACAGUUUUCAUUUUCCAAUCUGCUUCUAAGAGCUGAUUACUUGGUUUACAUGUGUUUUAUAGUAAAGUGAAAUUCUCAUGACACAUUCUUAAUUAAAUACAACUCCUAUCAUCACAUAAGUGUAUCAUGGCAGUAACACCAGUAAGCAGUUACCGGGUACGGCGGAAGGCAGAGAGUGAACUUGCGAAGUAGAUGCUUUUCUUUCUUCCUUUUCCUUACAACAACCUGGCUUACUAAUUUUUCACCCAGAAACAAGUGUUCAUGUAUAUAUGGGGAGUCAGCCAUGGGCACAGCCCCAAAAUACAGCACCCAAAACCAAGUUCAGCCAGAUUUUUUUCGGUUCUUUUUGUGUCUAACCUAGCAGACCAAGAAUGACUGCAUAGAAAGAAACUGCAGUCAAAUGGGAGAGAGGGUGGCCAACCAAAUGAAUUGAACUACCUUGCCCUAGGGUGUGGUCCAGGCUCAUUUUGGAGGACUAGAAGUCAUACUCGAAGUAGACUGGUUUCAGACAGGUUCUGAUUCAUUUCCAAUUAAUCUAGGGUCUGUUUGCAACAGCUUCUGCUUUUAAAAAAGUGCUUUUUUUAAUGAAAUGGGGAGAAUGUUGAGCAAGUGAUCAAGCUUGCAUGCAUACGUGGAAUAUUGGUUUUUUAGUUAUUCUUUAUUGAUUAAUAUUGUUUUUGAAUAAGUCUAAGUGGUUAGCUAAAGUUUAGGCAUU